AUGGCUGAUUCUAUCCCACAAUAUUCUGCAUCCGAUUAUUUUAAAUUUGCUUUGGCUGGUGCCAUUGGUUGUGGUUCUACUCACAGUUCUCUAGUUCCUAUUGAUGUUGUUAAGACUAGAAUCCAAUUGGAACCAACCGUCUACAACAAGGGUAUGGUUGCCUCCUUCAGGAAAAUCAUCGGGGAGGAAGGUGCUGCUGCUCUUUUAACAGGGUUUGGUCCAACCUUAUUAGGUUAUUCCAUCCAAGGUGCAUUCAAAUUUGGUGGGUAUGAAGUCUUCAAAAAAAUGUUUAUCGAUAUGUUAGGCUAUGACACCGCAUCCCAGUACAAGAACAGUGUCUAUAUGGGGUCUGCAGCUGUUGCUGAGUUCAUCGCUGAUAUCGCUUUAUGUCCAUUGGAAGCCACUAGAAUUAGAUUGGUCUCUCAACCAACAUUCGCCAAUGGUCUAGUUGGCGGAUUUUCAAGGAUCCUAAAGGAGGAAGGUAUUGGUUCUUUCUACAGUGGGUUCACUCCAAUUCUUUUCAAACAAAUCCCAUAUAAUAUUGCCAAAUUCUUAGUCUUUGAAAGAGCCUCCGAACUUUACUAUGGUAUGAUCGGUAAGAAGAAAUCUGAUCUAUCUCACAGUGUUGUCACCGGUAUCAACUUGUUAUCUGGUUUAACUGCUGGUUUUGCUGCUGCUAUUGUGUCCCAACCUGCUGAUACUCUAUUAUCUAAAGUUAACAAGACUAAGAAAGCUCCAGGUCAAAGUACUGUCGGUUUGUUGGCUCAGUUAGCUAAACAAUUGGGUUUUGUUGGUUCCUUCACCGGUCUACCAACACGUUUAGUCAUGGUUGGUACUCUGACCUCUUUACAGUUCGGUAUCUACGGUAGUUUAAAGAAGACUCUUGGUUGCGGUCCAACUAUUGAAAUUGGUGGUGGAUCCGGUCAUUAA
This is a messenger RNA of Arxiozyma heterogenica, 930 nucleotides long. It is a transcript of the gene MIR1, whose product is annotated as Mir1p. Gene Ontology annotation, cellular component: mitochondrial inner membrane. The transcript has a single exon. The record is from RefSeq and is a predicted model, not a curated record. Gene Ontology annotation, molecular function: phosphate transmembrane transporter activity. The coding region runs from base 1 to 930 and encodes 309 amino acids. NCBI's taxonomy places the organism in Eukaryota, Fungi, Ascomycota, Saccharomycetes, Saccharomycetales, Saccharomycetaceae. Gene Ontology annotation, biological process: mitochondrial phosphate ion transmembrane transport.